Messenger RNA from Neoarius graeffei (lesser salmon catfish), 4207 nucleotides. It is a transcript of the gene rras2, whose product is annotated as RAS related 2. The record is from RefSeq and is a predicted model, not a curated record. Gene Ontology annotation, molecular function: GTPase activity; GDP binding; GTP binding. The transcript is spliced from 6 exons. Gene Ontology annotation, biological process: signal transduction. Gene Ontology annotation, cellular component: plasma membrane. Bases 230 to 838 code for a protein of 202 amino acids. Lineage: Eukaryota; Metazoa; Chordata; Actinopteri; Siluriformes; Ariidae.
GAGGCGGACAGACAGACAGACAGACAGAGAGAGAGAGAGAGACAGAUUGCCGAUGCGCGUCCCCAGCGCUGCUCUCGGGUUUUUCUCUCUCUGUUUUUGCUCUGGUUUGAAUUUUUCUCUGUAAUUUACACCGCGUUUCCUCCGCCGCAGGCCAGAGAGAGAGAGAGAGAGAGAGAGAAGGAGAGAGAGGGAGGAAGGAGAGAGAGGGAGAGAGAGAGGGAAGGAGCGGAUGGCGGGCUGGAAGGACGGUGCGGUGCAGGAGAAGUACCGGCUGGUGGUGGUGGGAGGAGGCGGUGUGGGAAAAUCCGCAUUAACCAUCCAGUUCAUUCAGUCCUACUUUGUCACUGAUUAUGAUCCCACAAUCGAGGACUCGUACACCAAGCAGUGUGUGAUCGAUGAGAGACCUGCACGGCUUGACAUAUUGGACACGGCGGGACAGGAAGAGUUCGGGGCGAUGAGAGAACAGUACAUGAGGACAGGAGAGGGAUUCCUACUCGUCUUCUCUGUCACUGACCGGGGCAGCUUUGAGGAAAUCUACAAAUUCCAAAGACAGAUUCUGAGGGUGAAAGACCGGGAUGAGUUUCCCAUGAUCCUCGUGGGCAACAAGGCUGAUCUAGAACUGCAGCGACAGGUGAGUCAGGAGGAGGGUCAGCAACUUGCUCGGCAACUCAAAGUCACCUACAUGGAGGCUUCAGCUAAAAUCCGCAUGAAUGUAGACCAGGCUUUCCACGAGCUCGUCCGCGUCAUCAGAAAGUUCCAGGAGCAGGAGUGCCCGCCCUCACCGGAGCCGACACGUAAAGAAAAGGACAAGAGCGGCUGCCACUGCGUAAUCGUCUGAUUGGUCCGUCACAUCACCACUCAUCCAGCUGCUAUCACCAAACCCCGCCCCUCCACCCUGCCUUCUGACAUCACAUCCUGUGUGGAUGAAUCACUGCCUUUCUCACAUGUGCAUGUCUUCAAAAGAAAGUAAACAAACACAGUAACUCUGUGUCCCGACGUUAUCAGGCUCACGGCAGCCUCCGAGACGUUACGGCUGAAAGAACCAAACCAUGAUGGAGCUCUGACGGAGCGUCUCACCUUCGUGUCACCGGGCUGACGUCACCACACCGAUCGACAGUAAUCUCACCAUCGUGUCUCAACCCAACACUACACACCGCAUUUACUGAACACGAACACUGUUUGUUUUAUUUGGGAGGUUUUUGUUGCCUUACAGGGACCGAAACAUCAUGAAUAGACAACACAGGAACAGCAAUGAGGAGGCUUCGUGUUUCUGAAGAUUAUUUUGUGUUUUGUGCCACAUUUGUCUUCUUUCUUGUGCCAAUCAACUGCUGUACAUCAGCUAACGAGUCUUUAUCAUAAUGGCGUUCUGCAGAGACGGAGUGAAGCUGCUGAACACCAGAGAGAGAUGAGUUUAUAGAGACAGGACAAAAGCUCAGGACACCGCUGAGAGACGCUCUGCUCCAGUCAGUGUUCGGUCACUCUGUCACUCCUUCACUGUCAGUCCAUCACUUCUUCACUCUCACUCCUUAACUCCAUCACUCUGUCAUUCAAUCACUCUGUUACCAUCACUCCUUCACUUUCACUCCUUCACUAUCGCUCCUUCACUCUCACUCCUUCACUCUAUCACGCCUUCACUCUCUGUCCGUCACCUCUUCACUCCUUCACUCUGUUAUGUCGGGUCUUUGGUGAACGUGUGAUUGUGAUGUGUGCGUUUGCUGUGUAAGCGAGUGUAUUUCUCCAUGUGGACGGCACUUCCUGCUCUUAGCUCUGAGGUUGUUUGUUCUCUUGCUGUGUUCUGACUCUCAGGUUCUCCUCUUCACUCUUCUGAUCUACUCACCGUUCCUUGACAGCAGCUCAAACUCCCGGUGCCUCCACACGGACCGUCGCUGACAAAUUAUUCACCACGAGUCAAUAAACUGGUCAUCUUUCUGGCCUUCAUGUUUAAGCGAACGUGUUUGGUUUGUAUUUGGAUCGGAUUGUGGUUUUGUGUUUUUGUUCUGCUGGUAAUCCUGAACCCGGUUCUUCACUGCAGCGCUGUGCAAAAGUCUCACGCUGGAUUUUUACACAAACGUCAUGUCUGUGCCUGUGUGUUAGUGUGGAAGUGGAUUUAUCCUCAUUUCAAAACAUUUGUUUGAUUAAACUUUAAAAUGUUAUUCAGAUUGUUUUACUCGGUCACACUGUACGAUAAAGUUCAGCAUGUGAUCAGAGAAAACCAGAACUCUGCAGCAGAGGCGUGAAGGUUCUCCUCAAACUUACAGAUGAUUUUCUUAUAAAACUCUGAGAACUGAAGCAGCUUUAAACUCUCACAAUGAAUCCCAACCUGCUUUUGUUUAAAGUCUUUGUUUCAUUUCUGUGGUUAAUUUUGUCGGAAUCUUCACUUUACAGAACCUGUUUGGACUUUUGCACAGUUCUGUAGGUUAAUGGUGGGAGAUGUUUCAGCUGUCGUGUGUGUGUGUGUGUGUGUGUGUGUUCUGGCAGUUCGGUGAGUUUAGGAUUCAGUUUUGUUUUGUUUCUGACUGAAUCCGUCCUCACACGCUGCCGUGUGUGUUUUCUUCUCGAGGUUUGUGUCACUGCUCCUCCGUCUCAUGUUUUUAUUUCUCUUUUAUUGUCUUCCUGUUAGCGCUCACGUGUUUCUGUAUGAGGGAUAAAACUCUGAGUUUCUGUUUUCUCACACUGUAAUAUAAGAUAUUAAAAAAGAUGGAAGCGAUCCUCUGAACAACAUGAUUAAAUGUUUUUACUAUAUACUUUUAUACGUUAUUUUCUUAUCGGAUGAGUUACUGAGUAUUUUUAUAUGUUUGUAAGUGAAGCUUGCUCUCGUGGAAAGGGUGCCACUGUGUGUAUAUGUAAAGAGGAGUAUUUAAUGAUCUCAGUUUAUAAUAAAUAUCACAGAGCAGAUUAUUGCAGGCGUUAAUGUUAUUAGCGGCAGAUUAUUAUUCAGUGCAGGCGGGAAGAUUUACUUGCUUUCAGUCUGAAUGUUAACCCUCAGGCACGCCCCAUGAUGCUCUGUGUCUGGUGGUGAUGAACCUGAUCCUCGCGUGAUGCCUACAGAGUCUUGAGAUCAGGAAGCUGAAGAUGAAGCUGAUCACUAGUUUGUUUGUUUGUUUUUUGUGAUGUGAUGGGAAUAAGAGCUCAGGAUGGAGAUAAAGAUUGAACCCAGUAGAAAACAAAGUUUCUUUUUGGUCUAGAACUUUGUGCAUCCAUAAUGUGUGUUCUUGCUCCCAUCUUUUCCCUGUACAGCUCCUGGUGCUAUAAUAAUAAUAAUAAUAAUAAUAAAAUAAUAAUAAUAAUAAAAUUUGUGAUUAAACCGAGUGUCUUAUAAAAUGCUUUGCCUAGAACUCAGGAGAAAAAAAUCUGUUUGAAUAAAAAUUGAUUUCCUAUUUGCCUUCAGGAAUACAGGAUGAAAUGACAAAACCACAGAUUUCUUUUGAUAUGGAGAGGAAUAUUAUUUACAGGUCUGUGUGUGUGUGUGUGUGUGUGUGUGUGCUUCUCGUGUCGCAGUGCUGAAACUCAUAAAUCAGCUUAAGAUCGGGCGUAUAAAAUCCUCUUGUCCUUGAUUGUUCAUCGUCUCUGUCCUCCACAUUGAGCCUCUGCAAUCAGACUGAAAUCAUCAGAGUUAAAUAACAAACAUAAACCUGAUCCCAGGUCAUUAACACACUCGAGUGAACAAGCUGGAAGCUGUGUAUGGAUGUGAACCUGAACACUUGCAGGUGCUCCAUCAGUCUGAACAGUGGCCUGUGAUUAACCUUCACUGAGUGACUUCUGACCUUUACAUGUGUUUAUGUUGAUGUGAAUGCAGCAGAUUUUUCACCAAGCUGAAGAAACCAGAAGCUAAACGUCUAAAUGUUACAGAUUCCAGCGUGCAGACUUUUGGAUGAGCUGCUCUGAGCCAAUCAGAUUGCACUGUUUAAGCUCCUGAAGCUUGUGGUCAGAAAAGUGCACAUAAGAUAUGAUCCACUCUGUGGCUUGUGGGUGGAGCCUUCAGACUGCAGUAUGAUGUCACAACAUGAAAUCACUACAGAGGCAUUGUUUAAUAAACUACAGAAACAUUCAGUAUAAAUAUGUUUCAGGAAAAAAGUCUACUGUUCUACAUUUCUGUUUUCAUAAAUUAAAAAAGCAUCGCUCCUGAUUUCUGUGUUUUUAUUGGAUUUGUUGUAUCUCAGGUGACGUGCUGAACAUGGACGAGUUUUAUUCUGACAUCAUCGUGUAC